AUGGCACCACCACAGAUCCCAAAACUGGGAGCCAUUUGGAACUCUCUCAACCAGAAGCUUGAGAAUUCUCGACCCGGCGCCAUCACAGUGACUGGAUCCGACAUCCCAGAAAUUUUCGUCAAAGACCUCGCACUCCAUCUUCUCAACGAAUUCGAAGAGACUGAAGAAAAGUUGAAGGAGGUCCACAAGAAACUUCAGGACUUUGGCAACUCUGAUGUGCCGGUAGAUUGGAGAGCUGAGGGGUUCGAGAACCUUGCUGGUAUGGCUGUGUUGACUAAUGACGAACUGAAGGUUUAUCUUCUGGAUGUGUUAGUGAAGAAAGUUGUGGAGAUGAAGGCGGAACUUGGAGAGAAGGAGGGAGAGCUUGCUUAUGAGGACUUGAAGCAUGAGAGCUUGAAAAAAUUGAGGAAGUAG
Molecule: messenger RNA, 414 nt
Organism: Pseudocercospora fijiensis CIRAD86
Lineage: Eukaryota; Fungi; Ascomycota; Dothideomycetes; Mycosphaerellales; Mycosphaerellaceae
Exons: 2
Coding region: 1-414 (137 amino acids)
Source: RefSeq, a predicted model, not a curated record